Trichomycterus rosablanca is the source of this 876-nucleotide messenger RNA. RefSeq names its product proline rich 5 like (gene prr5l). Bases 1 to 876 code for a protein of 291 amino acids. Gene Ontology annotation, biological process: TORC2 signaling. Gene Ontology annotation, cellular component: TORC2 complex. The record is from RefSeq and is a predicted model, not a curated record. The transcript is spliced from 8 exons. Lineage: Eukaryota; Metazoa; Chordata; Actinopteri; Siluriformes; Trichomycteridae.
AUGGGAUCUUUUCGGCGACCUCGCUUUAUGAGCUCACCUGUGUUAUCAGACCUGGCCCGCUUUCACGCCAGUUCAACGGCUAUGCAGCUCUCUAAUGCAAGUAUCUGGAACAGUGUCCAGACUGCUGUCAUCAAAGUGUUCCAAGGAGGAGGGCUUCAGAUGAACGAGCUCUACAGUCUGAAUGAAAGUAUCAGAUGGCUUCAAAGAACAGAACUAGGCUCCUUCAUUACAGAAUACUUUCAGGAUCAGCUCUUGAACAAAGGACUGUCACACAUGUUGGAGAAAAUUCAGCUUCAUGAGGAUGAAAAGUGUCUCGAAGUUCUGUCUGAGAUGUGGGUAAAAUUUUUUACAGAGAUCCUGCCAACCCUUCAAGCCAUAUUCUAUCCUGUGCAGGGCCAGGAGCUGACUGUAAGGCAAAUGGCGCUAUUGGGUUUUAGGGACCAGGUCUUGUUAAAACUUCCUCUUGAGAACAUGCUGCACUCUGCCUCUUACCCUUCCUCCAUAAUACAAAUGCUGCUCAUACUACAGGGCAUUCAUGAACCCAGUGGGUCUAGUAAAGAGUACUUUAUUUUAGAGAGAUUGGUGGAUAUGGUUAUAUCACCCUACUUGAGUAACUACCUCUACAUGAAUCACAUACACUCUUCCUCAGAUUGUCAUUUGGAACACUCCAAGUCUGCACCACACUUUGACCAGCCUGAGAUCACAAUCACCCACUUUGCUGCAGAAUCAUUGCUGACACCUCUUGUGGAACAGGAAGGUGAGGUGUACCUGGAAAGGACUGCUGGAAUACGACGCCACACAGUAGCCAAUAUUCACUCAGAGAUCCAACUUCUCUCCAUCACAAACAGAAAUGACGGCAGUGGGGUGGCCAUAUGA